Messenger RNA from Neltuma alba, 3661 nucleotides. RefSeq names its product protein TIC 214-like. The transcript has 2 exons. Lineage: Eukaryota; Viridiplantae; Streptophyta; Magnoliopsida; Fabales; Fabaceae. The record is from RefSeq and is a predicted model, not a curated record. Bases 203 to 3238 code for a protein of 1011 amino acids. Gene Ontology annotation, cellular component: membrane.
UCUCUAUUCCAAUCCUUUAAAUCCUCUGACCAUUCGGGAGAUUGAAAUAAUAGUAUACGAACGAUAUUUUUUAUUAGUAACCCAAUCGAUUAUUAGAAAAUAUAUUCUAUUACCCUCAUUGAUAAUAACUAAAAAUAUCGUUCGUAUACUAUUAUUUCAAUCUCCCGAAUGGUCAGAGGAUUUAAAGGAUUGGAAUAGAGAAAUGUAUAUUAAAUGCACCUAUAAUGGCGUUCAAUUAUCCGAAACAGAAUUUCCGAAAAACUGGCUAACUGAGGGUAUUCAAAUAAAGGUCCUUUUUCCUUUUCGUCUGAAACCUUGGCACAGAUACAGAUCUAAGCUACGAUCCCCUCAAAAGGAAAAGGAUCCAAUGAAAAAAAAAGUGAAAAAAAUGGAUUUCUUCUUUUUAACAGUUUUCGGAAUGGAAGUAGAAUUGCCCUUUUCUUCUUCUCCCCGAAACCGACGUUCGUUUUUUGAUCCCAUUUUUAAAGAACUUAAAAAAAAAAUAAAAAUUUGGAAAAAGAAUUUUUUUCUAGUUCUAAAAGUCUUAAACGAAAGAACAAAAUUUUUUCUAAAUAUAGCAAAAGAAACAGCACAACGGAUCAUCCAAAGUAUUCGCAAAAGGAUUCUAUUUCUAAAAGAAAAAAUAAAAAAACUAUCAUUAUCAAAUCUUUUAUUUAUAUUUGGAUUGAGAAAAAUAUAUGAAUUGAAUGAAAUUCAAAAAGAUUCAACAAAAAGUAAAAGUAAGAGGAAUCAAAUUAUUUACGAAUCCACCAUUCCAAUUCAAUCUAUUAAUUGGACAGAUUGUUCAUUGACAGAAAAAAAAAUAAAAGAUCUGAAUGAUAGAACAAAGAAAAUCAUAAAACAAAUAGAAAAAUUUAAAAAAGACAAGAAAAAAGGUUCAGAGAGAAAUAUUUGUUCUAAGAAAACAACUUAUGAUGAUAAAAGAUUAGAAUUACAAAAAAAUAUUUGGCAGAUAUUACAAAAAAGAAAUGUUCGAUUAUCCCGCAAAUCACAUUAUUUUUUUAAAUUUUUCAUAGAAAGGGUAUAUAUAGAUAUCUUUGUAUGUAUCAUUAAUAUUCCUAGAAUCAAUGUACAACUUUUUCUUGAAUCAACAAAAAAAAUUCUUACUAAAUACAUUUACAAUAAUGAAGCAAAUGAAGAAAGAAAAAGAAGUGAUAAAAAAAAUCAAAGUCUAAUUCACUUUAUUUCUACUAUAAAAAAAUCAAUUUGUAAUAUUAGGAAUACGAAUUCACAGAAUUUUUGUGACGUAUCCUCUUUGUCACAAGCAUAUGUAUUUUACAAAUUAUCACAAACCCAAGUUAUUAACUUAUAUAAGUAUAAAUUAAGAUCCGUUUUUGAAUAUCAUGGAACACCUCUUUUUCUUAAGAAUGAACUAAAGGAUUAUCUUUUUGGAGUACAAGGAAUAUCUCAUUCCAAAUUAAAACAUAAGAGCGCUCCCAAUUCUGUAAUGAAUCAAUGGACAAAUUGGUUAAAAGGUCAUUAUCAAUACGAUUUAUCUCAGAAUGGAUGGUCUAGAUUAGUAUCCCACAAAUGGCGAAAUAAAAUGAAUGAACGCCAUGUGGCUCAAAAUAAAGAUUUAACCAAAUAUCAUUCAUAUGAACAAAACGGAUUAAUUCUUUACAAAAAACACGAAAUAGAUUCAUUAACAAAUCAAAAAAAAAAAAUGAAAAAACAAUAUGGGUAUGAUCUUUUAUCAUAUAAAUCCCUUAAUUAUGCAGAUAAGAAGGACUCAUAUAUUUAUGGAUAUAGAUCGUCAUUCCAAGCAAAUAAUAACCAAGCGAUUUCUUAUAAUUCCAACACGCGUAAAAAAAAAAAAUUGGAUAUGACGGAUGAUAUUCCUCUCAAGAAUUAUAUAGUAGAAGAUUCUAUUCUAGAUAUGGAAAAAAAUUUGGAUAGAAAGUGUUUUGAUUGGAGAAUUCUGAAUUUUUGUCUUACAAAUAAAGUGCAUUUUUGGGGUUCGAUCGAUACCGAUUAUUAUUUUACGCUUCAUGAAGAAAUCAACCCAUCCAAUAAAAAAAAAAACCUUUUUGAUUGGAUGGGAAUGAAUGUAGAAAUACUAAAUCGUUGCAUAGCGAAUCGGGAAUUUUUUUUCUUCUCUAAAAUUUUUAUAUUUUAUAAUGCAUAUACGAGUAACCCAUGGAUCAUACCAAUCAAAUUCCUUUUUUUCAAUUUUAAUGUAAAUAAAAAUGAGAAAAACAUCACGGAAAAGAAAAAAAUAGAUAUUUUUAGACGAUGGAAAAAAAAAAAAUAUCUUGAAUUAGAGUUAGAGACUCGAAAUAAAGGAAAAACAGAAUAUGCAGGUCGACUAAAUCUUGAAGCAUCCCCUUCAAAGAAAGAAAAAGAUGUUAAAGAAGAUUAUGCCAGAUCCGACAUAAAAAAGGGUGUAAAAAAAAAUAAAUACACGAACAACAUCGAAGCAGAACUUAAUUGCUUCCUAAGAAGGUAUUUGCUUUUUCAAUUGAACUGGCGUGAUUGCUUAAAUGAAAGAAUAAUGAAUAAUAUCCAAGUAUAUUGUCUCCUGCUUAGACUGAAAAAUAUAAAAGAAAUUGCUAUAGCCUCUAUUCAAAGAGGAGAACUAAGUCUAGAUAUUAUGAAAAUUAAGAAUCAGAAGGAUUUCACUCUUACAGAAUUGAAUAAAAAUACGGAAUUGAUGAAAAAAGGAAUAUUGAGUAUCGAACCGAUUCGUCUGUCUAUAAAAAACCAUGAACAAUUUAAUAUGUAUCAAACCAUAGGCCUUUCGUUGAUUCAUAAGAGAAAGCACCAAAUUAAUCAAAGAUACCGAGAAAAAAGCUACGUUGAUAAGAAAAAUUUGGAUAAAUCCAUUAAGAAAUCCAUUACAAGAACAAGAGAUCAAAAGCUGACUGAAAAUAAAGAAAAAAAGAAUUAUGAUUUGCUUGUUCCUGAAAAUCUUUUAUCCGCUAGACGUCGUAGAGAAUUGAGAAUUCUAAUUUGUUUCAAUCCUAGGAAUAGAAAUAGUGUGCAUAGAAAUACGGCAUUUUACAAUGAGAAUAAAGUGAAUAAUUGCUGUCAAGUUUUGGCUACAAGUAAAAAUAUUGAUAGAGAUAAACAAAAACUAAUUAAUUUAAAGUUAUUUCUUUGGCCAAAUUAUCGAUUAGAAGAUUUAGCUUGUAUGAAUCGCUAUUGGUUUGAUACCAAUAAUGGCAGCCGUUUCAGUAUGGUAAGGAUACAUAUGUAUCCACGAUUGAAAAUUCGUUAAUCUACAUUUUUUGUUUUUUCUAUUUCUCGUAACAUAUCUGGUAUGCGAAAACAAAUAGAUGCACAUACGCAUUGCAUUGUCUUACCCUCUAUUCUCACUGAGGUACGAUACUAAUUCAAUGAUAUAUCCUAUCCAUUAGAUCUAUAAAUGAAUCACCAAAAUCUUCUUAUUUGAAGUCGACAAUUUUGCUUUUGUGAAUGCAUAAAUAUAGUAUUUUUUGUAUACCUAUUUGAAUUGGGUUGAUUAAUCAAAAUUUAUUUGAAAAAGAAAAUCAGGAAUUCUAGAUUAUUGUAUAUUAAGAUUAUUGUAUAUACAAAAUUGAAAAUGAGUGUCAUUUCAUUAUUAUUACUGAUCAAUAAAAAUAUCUAGACUCUAUAAAAAGGGGGGAAAGACAAGCUUUCAUUUUUUUAUGGUAAAAAAAUC